AUGGGCUCUAUAUCCCCCCUGAGAUUGAAACGCACCCCUCUCAAAAACUCCGGGGCAAUCGACCACCUCGAAUACGUCGAUGUCACUCCCAUCAUCGGCCGCGAAUACCCAACGGCCAAACUGAAGGAGAUUCUUCACGCGCCCAACGCCGAAGACCAGAUUCGCGACCUGGCCAUCACCAUCUGCGAGCGCGGUGUCGUCUUCUUCCGCGCUCCCCAAGACGACUUGACCGUCGCCGAGCAAAAGCAGAUCACCGACCUGUUAGGCAAGUUUACUGGUCGUCCCGAGGAUCAUGGCCUGCACGUCCAUCCGUUGUACAACGAUCCCAACAAUAUUCCCAUGGCCGACGGAACAACCGAUGAGAAUAUAUACGUGAUCAAUUCUGAAGCGAUGAAAAAGAUAUAUGCAACCAUGAAGAACCGACCAAACAGUCAAUCAGAACCCAGGGAUCUCGGUCGAGAAUGGCAUAGUGAUUGCCUUUUUGAAGAAUGUCCCGCCGACUUCAGCUUCCUCCGUAUGCAAGACACACCACCUUCGGGGGGGGACACACUCUGGGUGUCCGGUUAUGAACUGUACGACCGCCUCUCCCCUCCAAUGCAAGCCUUCUUCGAAUCCCUCACGGCCACGUGCGCCCAACCCGUGUUCGAGUCCGCGACGAAAGCAGGCGGCUACGAGGUCAUGUCGCCGCGCGGGUCGCCGCUCAACACCGACCUGAACUUCAGCCCCGUGCACCCGGUCAUCCGCACCCACCCGGUCACGGGGUGGAAGUCGCUGUUCGCCGGCGUGGGCCUGCACGUGUCGCGCAUCAACGACGUCUACAACUACGAGGACCAGAUGAUCCGAGACUACGUCCUGCGCCUGAUCACCCGGAACCACGACUGCGUCGCCCGCAUGCACUGGACCAAACAGGCCUGUGCCAUCUGGAGUAACGCGUGUACCUUGCAUGCCGCAACUCCCGAUACUCAUCUCGUCGACGGAAUCCGGACCGGCGUCCGCGCUUCAGGAGUCGGCGAGAAACCGUACCUUGACCCCGCGUCAACUGGAAGACGAGAAGCCUUGGGAUUGCCCAGAAAUUAA
This is a messenger RNA of Exophiala spinifera, 1077 nucleotides long. RefSeq lists its product as uncharacterized. Lineage: Eukaryota; Fungi; Ascomycota; Eurotiomycetes; Chaetothyriales; Herpotrichiellaceae. Gene Ontology annotation, cellular component: cytoplasm. The record is from RefSeq and is a predicted model, not a curated record. Gene Ontology annotation, molecular function: 2-oxoglutarate-dependent dioxygenase activity. Bases 1 to 1077 code for a protein of 358 amino acids. The transcript is spliced from 5 exons.